This is a messenger RNA of Athene cunicularia (burrowing owl), 3424 nucleotides long. Its product is annotated as Golgi integral membrane protein 4-like. Lineage: Eukaryota; Metazoa; Chordata; Aves; Strigiformes; Strigidae. Gene Ontology annotation, cellular component: Golgi apparatus; Golgi membrane. Bases 354 to 2132 code for a protein of 592 amino acids. The record is from RefSeq and is a predicted model, not a curated record. The transcript is spliced from 14 exons.
UCCUCCUCUUCCUCCUCCCCCUCCCCGCCGCCCUCCGCCCCGGCCCCCGGGCCGGUCCCCCGGAGCCGUUUGGAGCCGAAGGAUGCGUCUGCCGGCACCCCGGCCGCUCCCCCCGGACCUGGGUGCUGCGCUGCGCUUCCCUCCGGGAGCGGGGGGGGCAUGAGGAAUAAAACGUUCCUGGAGCGUUUUCCGCUGCUCUGAGGGCUGGAAAGGAGCGAAGGCGACACUUCGACCGCAUCUUGCAGGGAGAUUCUGCGAAUUUACAGGGGGAAGGGGCUCGUCGGGCAGAAAGAAUCAGAUGCUUUAGCCACGGCGGAGAGGCAGCGCUGCACCCGCUUUGCUUCGGCCCCAUCAUGGGUACCGGCAUGUGCUCGAGGAGGCAGAAGGGGCUUCUGCAGACCGCGUUUUGCCUGGUGACUCUAGCGUGUUUGGGCUCGGGAGUUUUCAUGUACAACCACUUGCAGCAAAAGGUGCGGAACGCCGAAGCCCUGGCCCAGAAAUACAAACAGCAGCAGGAAGCGCUGUCUGCCCAGCUCCAAGUUGUGUAUGAGCACAGAUCCCGGCUAGAACGGUCCUUGCAGAAGGAGCGAGGGGAGCACAAGAAGACAAAGGAAGAUUUUUUAGUGUAUAAGUUAGAAGCUCAGGAAGCUCUCAACAAGGAGAAGCAAGAUUCUAUGAACCGAUAUGGGGCCCUCAGUUCCCAGCACAAGAUACUGAAGAACCAGCAUGAAGAUGUCAAGAAGCAGCUGCUUGACCUGCAGCUGCAGCACAACAGCUUGAAGCUGGAACAUCGUAAGACACUGGAGUCCCAUAGCCAGAAAUAUGCCCAGCUGCAGCAGGAGAAGGACAGCGAAGUCACAAACUUGCAGGAUACAGUCUUUAAACUCAGAGAAGAGAGCAAGCUGCUCCGGAAGGCCCACCAGGAAGUUCACUCUCAGCUCCUUAAUGCCCAGGCCCAGAUGGAAGAGUUCAGGCAGCUCAAGGAAGCUCUACAGAAGAUGCCAAGUUUCAAAGGAGGAGGAGGAGGAGCUGGGAAGGGGCAGCAGCAGUUUCAGGUGCUGAAGGAGCAGCCCAUGGUGCCGGCCAACAGCCAGCUGCAGCUCGGGAGGCAGAAGGCUUUUCCAGUCAAUCAGGAGAAUCGCCCUGUUGGGAACGCGCUGGCAUCGCCAGUCUCUGGGGUUCAGAAGCAGGCAGACAGCCCGAGGCUGCAGGGCCACAACUCCUACAGUAACGAUAGCCCGAGGCCACAGGCCAACGUCCUCUUCACCCAUCCAGCCUCGCUGCAAGAUGCCAAUGCCCUGCCAGAGGCUAUGCCAGCCUGGCCAGCGAGACACGGGGACGGCCACGUGAUCCGGUUCACCCGGACCAUGAACAGUUUGCCAAAUGGGAACCCCGAUCUGAAGAUGGUGAUGCGUGUUCAGGUGAAAAGCAAUGAGGACAGCCAGGCUCCUGGAUUGUCCCAGUCUGAUCUGAAACAACCCUCUGCAGCAGAAGAACCUCAGAUGCCAGACAACCACCACUCUACGGGGAACAAACAGGCACAAAUACAAAGCUGGAAGGACAUAGUUAACAAGGUGAAUGCCCAGAUGGAUGAAGAACAAGUGCAGAGUUACCCAAAGAGCCUUCAUUUUGAUCCCAAGCCUGGGCAAGAGAUGCAGAAAGGCAGCCCACAGCCACCCAGCCAGAAGAGAGGGGAAGAGCAUCAGAUAGCUGAUCAGGAAGGCGAGAAGGAAAGGACAGAUGACGAGGAACUCGAAAUGGAUGCAGGAGUGAUUGAGAGAGAGAACUUGCCCCCUCAGAAGGAGACUGUCGUCCAGGAACCGAUGAUGCCAGAUGAUGCUGCGGAUCCUGCCCAGGAUCCCAAUAACCAAGGUGAGGAUGAGUUUGAGGAAGCUGAGCUGGAGCGACCUGACUUUGAAGAGAAGGUGGGAGGUUUGGAGAAGUUCAAGGAGCCCAGCGUGAAAGACGAGUCUAAGGAGAAGCCACUGAAGGAUGCUGGCAGACCUGCCAAGCCCAGGGAAGACCCAAUGGAUGACUAUCAAGAAGAUCAGGAGCAAGAAAUUGUACGACACCAAGGUUCUUCCUCUUUCCCUCUCUGGUGUGAUUGUUACCUGGGAGGAUCAUGGAGGUGAGGUGGAUGACAAUGAUGACCUGGAACUUGUCCAAGACCAGAAGGACCAUGCAGGCAUACAGGGAGCUGAUGGCAAGAAGGACAUCUACUACUGAAAGAUGAAGGCAAAUGGAAUACGCUAGGAAUGAGGAGAUGGGAACUGGCUCCUGUAUCAAACACUGCCCAGAACAGGCAAAGGCAGGAGGAGAGAACUGUCUUCUCAGGCACUGAGCAGAGUGCUUGCAGAUGUGCAUCUACGCGUGCGGGGCCGUGGCUGCCUCUCCGGUCAAUAGCAUGGAAGUGCUCUCGGACUGUAGGGGUGAUUUUAUCCUGCUGCUUCUCUUAGAAGCACUUUUUGAUUUGUUGUGUUCUUUGCCCUCUUGUUUUCCCUAUCCCCUCCCACACUGGAGAAUUUUUUUCUUACGUUUUUUUUAACCCCCUGGGCAGCAGAGGGGUGCCUGGACUGGUCCUUGGACUUACUCGACUGAUUGCUAAUACAAAGGAAUCUAUCUUCAUAAAAUAUUUUGCUCAGUAGUGUUUCUUUAAAACAGUCUUUGCUCCCAUCAGAGUAAGGUGGAGAGGAAGUUAGCCCGCUUUUUGUCUGGAGUAAUGCAAGGGUGAUAGCUGACCAUGAGCACCAACAGAGCCAGCGUGUGUGUGUAUGAAUGCCUGGAUUCUCUUCUGGUGCAGAGACCCUUCCCGGUGACUCGGAGUGGAACCCGGUAGAGUUUUCCUUUCCUUGGCUUUGAGCUGUGACUGUCCUGCUGGGCUUGGAGCCUCUCCAUCUCAUGCUGUGCAUCUUGUCCUGCUGCUGCGUUCCUGGAGGUGGGGCUGGCUCGUCUGCUGUGGUGACAGGAACUGCCACACCCCAAAGCACUGCGACCCUGCAGAAACCACAGGUCAGCAGCUCCGGGGGAUGAGGGGCUUCAUGGUGCCAGUCCCUCUGAUGGGAAAUUCUUUUUACUUUGUGUAGCGUUUUGGUGGUGUGGAUGCCCCCAGUGGGACACGGAACAGAUUUUGGAAAGGGCCAAACUAUCCACUGCUUAAAGGUCUCAAAUCCAGGCUGGGCGCAGCCAUCCGCUUCUGUGCGGGGGGGGUGUGCUGAAACAUUACUACUGUGUGAUGGAGCUGCAGCAUCCCGGCAGAGCUGUCCCUACUCUGCCCUCCUCAGGCUCUCGGUGGAAUGUUUCAGAGCAUAUGCCAGCCUGCAUCUGCCCCCCGUAACCUCCUCUCCCUCCCUAUCUUCCUGACACACACUCAGCUUCUGGCACCUCCCUAGGGUGUCCAGGUUGUUCAGGAUUCCCAGGCAAGCAU